AUGGCAGGCAAAUCGUCGCUGACCGUCCGCUUCGUCGAGGGCACCUUUGUCGAGAACUACUACCCGACGAUCGAGAACACCUUCAACCGCACCAUCAAGCACAAGGGCCAGGACUACAUGACCGAGAUCGUCGACACGGCGGGCCAGGACGAGUACAGCAUCCUCAACUCGAAGCACUUCAUCGGUAUCCAUGGCUACAUGAUCGUCUACUCUGUCGCCUCCAGACAGUCCUUUGAGAUGGUCACCGUCAUCCGCGACAAGAUCCUCAACCACCUCGGCCAGGACUGGGUUCCUCUCGUGCUCGUCGGCAACAAGUGCGAUCUCCCCGCAGACGUGCGAACGGUCUCUGCGGAAGAAGGCAAGAAGUUGGCCGAGAGCUUCAACUGCGCCUGGGUCGAAGCCAGCGCCCGCAACGACACAAACGUCUCGUCCACCUUUGAGCUGAUGAUUGCUGAGAUCGAGAAGUCCCAGACGCCCAGCGAACCAGCGAACAAUGGCAAGUGUCUCGUCAUGUAG
Molecule: messenger RNA, 516 nt
Organism: Trichophyton benhamiae CBS 112371
Lineage: Eukaryota; Fungi; Ascomycota; Eurotiomycetes; Onygenales; Arthrodermataceae
Exons: 2
Coding region: 1-516 (171 amino acids)
Biological process (GO): small GTPase-mediated signal transduction
Cellular component (GO): plasma membrane
Molecular function (GO): GTPase activity; GDP binding; GTP binding
Source: RefSeq, a predicted model, not a curated record